UGUCGUGUCACACACUGCUCUCUGCCGCACGCGCAGGGUUUCCUCUUCUUUUGUGGCCUUCUGUUCACGAUGAUUGUGUGUGCGACGUACACACAAUGGGAGGGCGAACUCAUUGGCAUUUUUAGGUUAUCUGUCAACAAGUGAGCAGGUGGAGGGAACGGGAGGGAGGCAGGGAGGGAGGCAGGGAGGAAGGAAAGAGAGAGGGAGGUCCUUUCGUGAGCGGUAAUGAGGAUCUUAUGGCAGUAUACGAUGGAAUAUGUAAGUGGUAUUGGUGGUUGCGUUGUGUUUAUAUGCGGGGGGGGCUUUAGGGCAUACUCACACCAGGACGUUUUCUCAGCUCUGGACGCGAUUGCAGGCCAGUGCUACCCCAACUGGGGCCUUCCAGAUGCAGCUCCCAACAAGGUGAUGAAGACGGUGUCCACCAUAGCCAGGACCGGCGACCUCAUGUAUUCUACGCAUGACAUUCGAAAACUGGGUAAAUGGCCAUGCCAGCUCUUCUGGGAGGCAUUUCCUACAGGAUCAGGGCCACUGGAUCGGACAACGUACCUCUUCACCUACAUAGACGCUCAUCCUGAACGUCCAUCGCUUGAGCUGAUGAUGGAAACAUACUUCAACGAAAUGCCUCAGUACCAGGGGGUUCAGAUUGAGGACAUUCAAUUCUUGAGAUUUGUGUUUGCUAUGUUCCCUACAUACAGAGACAGCCCGUUGCCAGCUGCAUUCGAUCGUGUGCUUCAGGUAGGCGAUGCUAGUGGGAUUCAGUCACCUCUCUCAUUUGGAGGCUUUGGAAGUAUUGCAAGGCAUCUCAAGAGGCUGGCUUCAGGUUAGGAUGGAUUGCUGUGCCUCACUCGCCCUGGGGCCUGGACCCACUAGCGAAGUAUUCUACGACGUGUGACACAGUUUUAUGGUUUUUUGGAAAAUACAAAGUGAUUUUUUAUUUGCAUGAAUGGAUCGUUUUCUGAUUUAAAAUGAAUUGAAAUAGCACCU
Chara braunii is the source of this 984-nucleotide messenger RNA. Lineage: Eukaryota; Viridiplantae; Streptophyta; Charophyceae; Charales; Characeae. The record is from the annotation of a GenBank genome assembly.